AAUGUAAAUAUUUUCUUAAUCGUCACUUUCUAGGUAGGUUGACUUCUUCUUCGACGAAGCUUCAAUUUCCAUUGUUAAUUGUUGCAAGUUGCGCAGCACUUUCUCUCUCUACAUUUUUUCAAUGGCUGCCUAUAUUACGAGUUGAAACGCAACGACUGGUUUCACAGAAAGGGGAAAAAAGGAAUUAAUUUUAAUUAGCAGACGAAAAGAUAGGAUUGUUUGAUUUUGAAUUUAGGGCGGGGAAAUAAUGGAGAAUUUAUUGAGUGAAAAUUGGAAUUUCGAGUCGAAACAUGCGACGGCGGAGGCGUUGCAGCGGUGGCGCGAUCGGUGUUCGGUGGUGAAAAACCCCAAGCGCCGCUUCAGAUUCACCGCCAAUAUCCCCAAGCGCAACGAGGCUUCUGAAAUGCGCAAAACCAAUAAGGAGAAAUUGAGAAUUGCAGUUCUUGUAUCCAAAGCUGCAAUUCACUUUGUAAAAGGUGUGCACCUAACCGAUUAUAGUGUUCCCAAAGAAGUCGAAGCUGCCGGUUUCCAAAUAUGCGCCGACGAGCUAGCUUCCAUCGCCGAAGGGCACGACGUAAAAAAGCUAAAAACCCACGGUGGGGCCCACGGCAUUGCCGCCAAGCUCGCCACGAGCCCCACCACCGGCCUCCCCACCGGAGCCGACGCCCUAAACCGCCGCCAGCAAAUCUACGGCAUCAACAAAUUCGAAGAGGUCCAAUCCCGCAGCUUCUGGCUCUUCGUCUACGAAGCGCUCCAUGACAUGACUCUCAUGAUCCUCGCCGUGUGCGCCUUCUUCUCUCUCAUAGUUGGCAUUGCCACCGAGGGUUGGCCCAGUGGGGCCCACGACGGCCUCGGAAUCGUGGCCAGCAUUCUCCUCGUCGUUUUCGUCACUGCAACUAGCGAUUACCGACAGUCGUUGCAGUUCAAGGAUUUGGACAAGGAGAAGAAGAAGAUCUCGAUCCAAGUGACGAGGAACGGCUACCGACAGAAGCUCUCAAUCUACGAGCUCCUGCCGGGUGAUAUCGUGCACCUCGCCAUAGGCGAUCAAGUCCCUGCGGACGGUUUAUUCCUCGAGGGGUUCUCCGUCUUGAUCGACGAGUCAAGCCUGACGGGCGAGAGCGAGCCCGUUAUAAUUAGCGAUGAGAAUCCGUUUCUACUCUCCGGUACGAAAGUGCAAGACGGUUCUUGCAAGAUGCUCGUCACUAAUGUCGGCAUGCGGACGCAGUGGGGGAAGUUGAUGGCGACGCUCACGGAAGGAGGCGACGACGAAACCCCGUUGCAGGUUAAACUCAACGGAGUUGCGACGGUUAUUGGGAAAAUCGGACUCUUCUUCGCCAUAGUGACUUUCGCGGUCUUGGUCCAAAAAAUCUUCAUUAGGAAAUUGCAAGACGGUACGACCUUAAUUUGGUCAGGCGACGACGCGCUCGAAUUGCUCGAAUAUUUCGCAGUCGCCGUCACUAUUGUGGUCGUCGCGGUGCCCGAAGGGCUCCCUCUAGCCGUCACAUUGAGCUUGGCGUUCGCCAUGAAGAAGAUGAUGAACGACAAAGCACUAGUCCGCCACCUGGCGGCGUGCGAGACGAUGGGGUCCGCCACGAGCAUAUGCAGCGACAAGACCGGGACCCUGACGACAAACCACAUGACGGUCGUGAAGUCGUGCAUCGGCAUGACCGUGAGCGAUGUGGUCCCGGGCCAGCAGCAGCAGCUGCCCGGGCCCGCGGUGGAGGUCCUCCUCCAAUCGAUCUUCAACAACACCGCCGGAGAGGUGGUGGUCAACGAGGAAGGUAAGCGCGAGAUUUUGGGGACCCCCACCGAGACCGCCAUACUCGAAUUCGGCCUCUCGCUCGGAGGUGAUUUCCACAUGGAGAGAAACACGUGUAAGCUCGUGAAAAUCGAGCCGUUUAAUUCGACUAAAAAGCGAAUGGGGGUCGUUUUGGAGCUUCCUGAUCAAGGGGGUCUACGGGCCCAUACGAAGGGGGCAUCAGAAAUAGUACUGGCGGCAUGCGACAAGGCGAUCGAUUCGAACGGUGAAGUGGUGCCGCUCGACGACGCGUCGCGGGAUUAUUUGACGGAGACUAUCGACCAGUUUGCCAACGAGGCGCUACGGACGCUAUGCCUUGCUUACACGGAUCUGGAAAACGGGGUUUCUGCUGACGAGGCGAUUCCCUCUUCCGGAUUUACAUGUAUCGGAAUUGUGGGAAUCAAAGAUCCCGUCCGCCCGGGUGUUAGAGAAUCCGUUGCACUUUGCCGUUCGGCUGGAGUAACUGUACGGAUGGUAACUGGAGACAACAUCAACACUGCGAAAGCCAUUGCUAGAGAAUGUGGGAUACUUACUGAUGACGGUAUUGCUAUUGAGGGCCCCGUUUUCCGUGAGAUGAGCUUGGAGCAAUUACAAGAAGUGAUUCCCAAGAUUCAGGUGAUGGCUCGUUCGUCGCCUUUGGACAAGCAUACAUUAGUGAAGCAUUUGAGGACAACUUUUAAUGAAGUUGUUGCUGUAACUGGCGACGGAACAAACGAUGCUCCCGCACUACACGAAGCGGAUAUCGGACUUGCUAUGGGCAUCGCUGGAACCGAGGUUGCGAAAGAGAGCGCUGAUGUCAUAAUUCUGGACGACAAUUUCUCGACCAUCGUGACCGUGGCCAAGUGGGGCCGUUCGGUGUACGUGAACAUUCAAAAGUUUGUGCAGUUCCAGCUGACUGUUAAUAUCGUUGCGUUGGUCGUGAACUUCUCUUCGGCUUGUUUAACCGGAAGUGCUCCCCUAACGGCGGUUCAGCUUCUGUGGGUGAACAUGAUUAUGGAUACACUAGGCGCGCUCGCACUAGCUACCGAGCCGCCAAAUGAGGCACUAAUGACGAAAACGCCCGUCGGAAGAAAGGGUAAUUUCAUAAGUGCUGUCAUGUGGAGAAACAUCCUAGGCCAGUCGUUGUAUCAGUUCUUCGUGAUAUGGUUUCUUCAAGCCUACGGAGAAUCGGUUUUCAAACUUAACGGAAGCUCGAAUUCCGGAUUGAUCCUAAAUACGAUUAUUUUCAACACUUUUGUCUUUUGCCAGCUGUUCAAUGAGGUGAACUCGAGGGACAUGGAGAAAAUAAACGUGCUCGAGGGCAUUUUGGGAAAUAAUGUUUUCGUGACGGUUCUUGGCUCGACUGUAGUUUUUCAGAUCGUGAUUAUUGAAUACCUCGGGACUUUUGCGAAUACGAUUCCUCUGACUUUAGUGCAGUGGUUUGUGUGCGUUUUUAUCGGGUUUUUGAGCAUGCCGAUUGCUGCGGGAGUGAAGAAGUAUAUUCCUAUGGAUAGUUGAAGACAUAACACAAAUUAAUGCAACUGUGACAAUAAUUUUAUUGGAUUUAAUUGUAAGAAAUUCUUGAUUUCAUUGGCUUCUUAGGUAUUUAAUUAAUAAUUAAUCAUCUGUUAUUAGUGUAGGAUUUUUACUUCUUUUAUUUAUGUAUAGUUGAUUUAUUUCACUGAUUGUUGUUAAUUUGUUUAUGACUGCUGCAAACAGAAAAGUUGACUGGAAUU
Messenger RNA from Erythranthe guttata (spotted monkey flower), 3513 nucleotides. RefSeq names its product calcium-transporting ATPase 2, plasma membrane-type. Gene Ontology annotation, molecular function: ATP hydrolysis activity; ATP binding; calmodulin binding. The record is from RefSeq and is a predicted model, not a curated record. Gene Ontology annotation, biological process: calcium ion transmembrane transport. Gene Ontology annotation, cellular component: intracellular membrane-bounded organelle; plasma membrane. NCBI's taxonomy places the organism in Eukaryota, Viridiplantae, Streptophyta, Magnoliopsida, Lamiales, Phrymaceae.